Messenger RNA from Colletotrichum abscissum, 648 nucleotides. RefSeq lists its product as uncharacterized. The transcript is spliced from 2 exons. Lineage: Eukaryota; Fungi; Ascomycota; Sordariomycetes; Glomerellales; Glomerellaceae. The record is from RefSeq and is a predicted model, not a curated record. Bases 1 to 648 code for a protein of 215 amino acids.
AUGCCUUCUCGGUCUUGGGCGACGUCGACGAAUGCAGAGAUUGCUUUCGUGGUUCCAGCGCCGGUCACUAACACCUUCGGCAUGCCGGACGGAUUGGCCAACUCAGAUCAUGAAGAAUCUAGCAGACCAGACGAAGAGGCUAGAUCUGGCUGCGGCGAUGCUUUCGUAAACCUGUCGUCUGAAUUUUCGACUCGUCAGAAUAAGAACCUGAAGACGCAGAGCUAUCCCAACUGGCCUACACACGACGUCGUGGUCGAGAAGGCUCAGCAUCAUGCAACGGCGGCAGGGCCAAAGCUAAACGGCACCGCGUCGGCUUACUCGACCCCUCACCUCCGUCUUUGCGCACCGUCUCCCGUCCUAACCCGUCAACCCGUUCAAAUCUGGUUCCGUCUUGCUGGGACCCCUUGCAACAUCGCAGCCCGUUCGAAGCGGGUCCUUGGCAAAUGCAAAAAAGACAGCGGCGGUCUCCAUACCCAUCCCUGCCCGCACCAUCACCACCCCUCCACCCGGUUCAAGCUCUUCGACCAGGCCCAGAAUGGAGGCGGCGGCGAUUCUUCUUUCGCUCUUGGCUUCUCCAUCACGCUAUCCAGAGCACCACACCAGGGACCAGGAACAAGAAGGGUGCGAGAGGGACUGCUAUGCGUCUAA